Polistes canadensis is the source of this 694-nucleotide messenger RNA. RefSeq lists its product as uncharacterized. NCBI's taxonomy places the organism in Eukaryota, Metazoa, Arthropoda, Insecta, Hymenoptera, Vespidae. The record is from RefSeq and is a predicted model, not a curated record. The coding region runs from base 135 to 626 and encodes 163 amino acids. The transcript is spliced from 2 exons.
AUGUAGUCUAAAGGGAGUAUUGGAACUAACAACAAGAGAUAUUUCAAUAUCAUAUCUCUUAUUCUAAUUUUUUCUACUCACAUUCAAUCCACAAUUGAUUGUUGAUUUUUAUAUUACCAUAUUGAUAUUAAAAAAUGGAAACUUUUUUAAUAUUUAAAUUAUUAGUGCAGUUUUUAUCUUCUUUUUCUUUCAUUGGUUUAAUCUUUUUUAUUAUGAAAAAGAUGUGUAAACUGAUUGAUAAGAAAAAAMUCGUUGCUAAAAAACAGAAAAAUGCUAUUUCGGACAACAAUGCACAAAAAGAGAAAGAAAGAGAAGUCAUGAUGCAAUUACCAAGAAAGGAGAUAUUAGAUUAUUAUCUUAUAGACGAACUUUAUGAAUUCAUUUCAAAAUACGGUGAAUUUACGCUAAAUGAUUUUGAUCUAUAUAGCCAAUACGUAUCAUCGAAAUUGAAAUACUUAAAAAUCGAGCCAAAUGAGGAAAUAUUAAAGAAUGAAAUAAGAAAAAUAAUCGUACAGAUUGCAAGCCAGGAUACGAAUCUGUUAUCAAGUAAUACAUCUAAAAAAGCACAAAUUCCAAAGCCUCUUGUCGAGUCAGAAAUGGGUUGUACCAAUAAAAAUGUUAAUUAAAAUAAAAAUAUACAGUAUAAUAUCCAGAUAAAUGUAAUUGCGAAUAAAAAAGUAAGCUUAUAAAUGGA